GAGGAUCCUGCCUUCCUUAUCAGACACCUGGCUUUUCACACCAAGGCAAGACCCUUCUUGGGAACCAGGCAGCAGUUUCCACCAUCUGAACCCCAGGCUGCUCCAGAGUGGUGCCCAGUUUGGGGUGAGCAGCGCAGGGGCAGCUCUGGGGACCAGAAGCCGCGGCCAUGUCGGAACGGAAAGUGCUGAACAAAUAUUACCCCCCAGACUUCGAUCCUGCCAAGAUCCCCAAGCUGAGGCUCCCAAAGGACCGGCAGUACGUGGUGAGGCUCAUGGCCCCCUUCAACAUGAGGUGCAGGACGUGUGGGGAGUACAUCUACAAGGGCAAGAAGUUCAACGCCCGCAAGGAGACGGUGCAGAACGAGUCCUACCUGGGGCUGCCCAUCUUCCGCUUCUACAUCAAGUGCCCGCGCUGCCUGGCUGAGAUCACCUUCAAGACAGACCCCCAGAACACGGAUUACGCCAUGGAGCACGGCGCCACCAGGAACUUCCAGGCACAGAAGCUCCUGGAGGAGGAGGAAAAGAGGAUGCAGAAGGAGAGGGAAGAGGAGGAGCUCAACAAUCCCAUGAAGGUCCUGGAGAACCGAACCAAGGACUCCAAGCUGGAGAUGGAGGUCCUGGAGAACCUGCAGGAGCUGAAGGAGCUCAACCAGCGCCAGGCCAACGUGGAUUUUGAAGCCAUGCUGAAGCAGCACAAGGAGGUGGAGGAGGCGCAGAAGCGCAAGGAGCAGGAGGAGGAUGAGCAGGAGAUGAAGGCCAUGUUGGAACAGUCCCAGAGCCGCCGGCUCCUGGUGGAUUCUGACUCUGAUGACGAACCAACAAAACACUGUCCAAAUCCCACAGCCCAAACAAAACCCAGGGACAUCCUGCAGGAGGACACCCAGAGCAAGAGACUGAGGAUGGAGAGCUGGGAGAGCAGCUUGGGCAAGCUCAGCACCAGGGCCCAGCUGGCCGGGCUGGUGGCCCGCAGGAAGGAGAAGCCAGAUCCUGCCCUGGAUAAGGGGAUGGAAACCCGAGGCACCACGGCCACCACCAGCUCACUUCCAGCAGCAGCAGCAGCCACGUCCUCGCUAGGUUUGCUGGGAGCCUACUGGGACAGCGAGGACAGCGACUGAGGGACCAGCAGAGUGGGGACAGAGAAGGGACAGGGCUGUCCCCGCUCCCUGCUGCUCCUGGAGCCCCACACGGUGCAGAUCCCACCUUUGCACAGACUGGGGGCUCCUCCAGUCCCUCACUGCAGGGACAGGGCUGUCCUGCCAUCACCAGCCCCCUAGAUGUCCCCAGGAGCUCAGGGACAGACCCCUCCCUGCUGUUCCAUGCUUGCUGGACUUCAGCAGCCACAACACUAGGACAAAUGGGAUCUGGCAAAAAAAAAAAAACACAGAAACAAAACAAACAAACAAACAAAAAAAAAAAAACCCACAA
Molecule: messenger RNA, 1425 nt
Organism: Zonotrichia leucophrys gambelii
Lineage: Eukaryota; Metazoa; Chordata; Aves; Passeriformes; Passerellidae
Product: splicing factor YJU2-like
Exons: 1
Coding region: 168-1115 (315 amino acids)
Biological process (GO): mRNA splicing, via spliceosome
Cellular component (GO): U2-type catalytic step 1 spliceosome
Source: RefSeq, a predicted model, not a curated record